AUGAUAACUUCAAGCGAACCCUGGUUUCCGUAUUCAUUUUCUUCACUUUUUUUAGUUCUUUGGUUGUACUUUGCAGAUCAAUUUUUUCCGGUGCCCGUGAUUUUACGAGCACAUCACCGAUCAUACUCAAGCCAUCUCUUUCGCUCUUUCUUUAACGUCUUUGUCGCGCGCCUAGCCUCCCGGCACAGCGCAAUUCCCUUUGUACCGAGGCCUAUGUUUCAGCGUCUGUGCUCCCCCAUACCUGGCUCUGGCUUUGGAAAUCCCAACUUGGCGUGUUUGUUGGCAGAUACCGACCAUCCAUCUAUCCAUUAUUACUGA
Messenger RNA from Bipolaris victoriae FI3, 318 nucleotides. RefSeq lists its product as hypothetical. The coding region runs from base 1 to 318 and encodes 105 amino acids. The transcript has a single exon. The record is from RefSeq and is a predicted model, not a curated record. Lineage: Eukaryota; Fungi; Ascomycota; Dothideomycetes; Pleosporales; Pleosporaceae.